Messenger RNA from Quercus lobata, 1550 nucleotides. Its product is annotated as choice-of-anchor C domain protein, putative (Protein of unknown function, DUF642). The coding region runs from base 89 to 1273 and encodes 394 amino acids. The record is from RefSeq and is a predicted model, not a curated record. NCBI's taxonomy places the organism in Eukaryota, Viridiplantae, Streptophyta, Magnoliopsida, Fagales, Fagaceae. Gene Ontology annotation, cellular component: plasma membrane. The transcript has 3 exons.
CACUCGCAAUACCCAUGCCUCUGUCUCCAUUAACAGAGUACACACAUACAUCAACUCAGAGAGAGAGAGAGAGAGACUUAGCAAGAAGAUGGCUCAGAGCUCCAAAAGAAGUAAAUGGGUCUCACUGUGCGUGCUUCUCUUUGCUUAUUUUGCUUCUACAAUCAUCGCAGAAGAUGGUCUUGUAGCAAACGGUGAUUUCGAAACGCCCCCAUCAAACGGCUUCCCAAGCAUGACCCCAGCGGAGGGGAUCGCCACAGGAAUCCCCAGCUGGAAAACAAACGGCACCGUAGAGCUCGUGGCAGCUGGGCAAAAACAAGGUGGGAUGAUCCUCAUCAUACCGGAAGGUAGACACGCAGUGAGGCUAGGCAACGACGCAGAGAUCAGCCAAGAUCUGAAGGUGGAAAAAGGGUUCACGUACUCAGUAACGUUCAGCGCGGCUCGCACUUGCGCACAGCUGGAGUCGCUAAACGUGUCAGUGCCACCAGCAUCGCAGACGAUAGACUUGCAGACAUUGUAUAACGUGCAAGGGUGGGACCCAUACGCGUGGUCGUUCGAGGCAGAAGGGGAUGAUGUGAGUUUGGUUUUUAGGAAUCUGGGCAUGGAGGAUGACCCCACUUGUGGGCCCAUCAUCGAUGAUAUUGCUAUCAAAAAGCUUUUUACUCCUGAUAGACCCAAAGACAAUGCAGUUAUUAAUGGCGAUUUAGAAGAAGGCCCAUGGAUGUUUAGAAACACCUCACUUGGUGUUUUACUCCCCACGAACCUUGAUGAAGAAAUAUCCUCAUUACCCGGUUGGAAUGUCGAAUCAAAUAGGGCAGUCCGAUACAUUGAUUCCGACCACUUCACCGUCCCGCAGGGCAAACGGGCCAUUGAAUUGCUUUCAGGAAAGGAAGGCAUAAUUUCCCAAAUGGUAGAAACAGCACCAAACAAACAAUAUACCUUGACCUUUUCCUUAGGUCAAGCUGGGGACAAAUGCAAGCAGCCACUUGCUGUCAUGGCCUUUGCUGGAGACCAAGCCCAAAACAUUCAUUAUACUCCUGAUUCUAACUCUACCUUUCAGACUGCUAAUCUCAACUUCACAUCCAAGGCUGAUAGGACCCGAAUUGCAUUCUAUAGUAUUUAUUACAAUACAAGGACUGAUGACAUGAGCUCACUAUGUGGACCUGUGGUGGAUGAUGUGAGGGUUUGGUUUUCUGGGUCUUGUAAAAUUGGGUUUGGAAGAUUAGGUUUGGUGCUUGGUUUUGCUUUUUGGGUGUUUGUUUUCUUCAUGGGUUAGGGCCCUUUAGAAUUUUGUAAGGCAGGUUAUGUGUUUACUUGGUGGCCUGGUGCUAUCUAUGGUUAAGUGAAUUUGGUGACUUCGGCUGGUCACUUGACAUGCUCAUGGGCCAAGACAGAUGUUAGCUUCACAAGCUGCCACAUAACACUGUCUGCAGUAAUUCCUAUAAACAUGUUUGUAGGUAAUCCUUGUCCAAUUAUUAUAUAUGUACGUUUUUUAGAUCCCUUAAACACAAGUUGUUUAAUCUAAUAUUAAGUCAAGUUAAUUAACAAGUUCA